AUGAAUCUUGCAGCAUCAAUAUGCAGUAGAUUGGGUGUCAAGCACCUGGUUUCGAAUACUCCUGUGUACAGCAGAGCUUCUGAUGUCACGGCAGAAGGAUUGAGUUUGACAUUUAGGCGCUGGGCUACUAAAAAAUCUGCUGGAUCCACAAAGAAUGGCCGAGACUCAAAUCCUAAGUUUCUUGGAGUGAAGAAAUUUGGUGGAGAGAGAGUGAUACCUGGAAACAUCAUUGUUCGCCAGAGGGGCACCCGAUUUCAUCCUGGAAAUUAUGUUGGCUUAGGGAAGGAUCACACCCUUUUUGCUCUGAAAGAAGGCUGUGUAAAAUUCGAACACCACAAGCUCAGUGGACGCAAGUGGGUGCAUGUCGUGCCCAAGGAAGGUCACAUGCUUCACCCUGUCUAUGCAGAUGUUGCAACCACUUAG
This is a messenger RNA of Prunus armeniaca (apricot), 423 nucleotides long. Lineage: Eukaryota; Viridiplantae; Streptophyta; Magnoliopsida; Rosales; Rosaceae. The record is from the annotation of a GenBank genome assembly.